AUGAAGGGUGAGAUUGAAGUUAGAGACGCUUCGAAUGAGUCGCUGGUUGUGUUCAGCACAUCAGUACCGAACGGGACAGAUAAUUUCGGUGGGAUGCCACCGAAACUUUGCAUCUUUUUCGGUUGGAUUUCACCGGUGAGAAACUUAAUAUUCGGUGGGGAUCCACCUAACUUAUUGCCAACCACAAAUUUAAUCCAAGCUAUUUUGAUCUUACUCCCAUUGAAGGAACAAAAUCAAGGUGACGCCCCUACUGAAGGCAACAAUGUGGGAACAGAAUGUGUAAUGGACUAUAGUGAUCAAUUCACAACUUAUUCGAUAUUUAAUGGUAGAGAUGCAUUACUUCGAUGGGCUCGUGAACAAGGAAAAUUGAAUAAUAUUGUCAUUGUAAUUAAAAGGUCUGAUUAUGGAGGUGAGGGCAAGAGGAGACCUCGUGUAAUACUUGCUUGUGAGAGGAACGGUAACUAUAAGUCUUGCAAGUCUAGUGAGACAACUGAUAUAAGAUCGGAUGCAAAUAGUGAUAUGAAAAAAUGUGCUAGAGACACUGGUACCAAGAAAUGUGGAUGCCCAUUCUUGUUAAAAGGUGUCAAUAUUGGUGAUGGGGAUGAUUGGAAGUUGGAGGUGGUUUGUGGAGUACACAACCAUCCUAUUUCAGAGUAUCUUCAAGGUCAUUCAUUUGUGGGGCGACUUACUGAAGAAGAGAAUGCCUUGUUGGUGGACAUGUCUAAGAGUUUGGUGAAACCCAGAGAUAUUUUGGUCACCAUUAAAGAUAGAGAUGCAAUGAAUGUUUCAACUAUGAAGACAAUAUACAAUGCUAGGAUCCGAAAUAGAACCAAAGAAUUUGCUGGGAGAACCCAAAUGCAACAAUUGCUUACUAAGUUAUCCGAACAAAAUUAUAUUGAGUGGCAUAGGACAUCUGGGGAUAUUGUAACUGACCUGUUUUGGACACACCCCAUUAAUAUUGAUAUUUUGCGCGCAUUUCCACAUGUACUUAUCAUAGAUUGCACCUAUAAGACUAAUAGGUAUCGUUUCCCACUAUUGCAAAUUGUGGGGGUGACAUCUACUAAUAUGACAUUCUCUGUUGCGUAUAUGUAUAUGAAUCCUGAGAAGGAAGACAAUUACACAUGGGCAUUGACUGCGUUGAGGAGUUUGUUGGAUGAUAAUUGUCUUCCUGGUGUUAUUGUCACCGAUCGAGAGUUAGCACUCUUAAAUUCUAUUACGUCUAUAUUUCCGAAAGCACGACAUUUGUUAUGUAGAUGGCAUAUUAACAAAGGAGUGUUGGCAAACUGCAAGAAGUUAUUUGGGACCCUCAAACAAUGGAAGCAAUUUAAUGAUGAUUGGAAUACUUUGGUUGGUUCAGAAACGGAGGAGGAAUAUUGGCGUUGUUUGCGACAGAUUGAGUCUAAGUUCAAUGAAUUUCAAAAAGCUCUUGAAUACAUACAUGAAAAUUGGUUAAAUCCAUUUAAGGAUAGGUUUGUGGCCGCAUGGACAGACACUUGUAUGCAUCUUGGAUCGACGACCUCAAAUAGAGCGGAAAGUGCACAUGCAAAGUUGAAGCGACAGCUCCGCUCAAGCCAACUUAACUUUGAGAGAUCAUGGGUAACUAUACACUCAUUGUUAGAGCUGGAGCACACAGAGAUUAAGGCAUCUUUUGAAAAGAGUCGAUGUUUUAUUCAACAUAGGUUCAGGCAUCCUGAGUUGAGAGAGUUAGUAGGUUUUGUUUCUCUCAGUAGGCUCGGCAUGUACCUCAACAUUACUAUCCUGAGCAGUAGCUACAUCUUCAACCUCUGCGUCAACAUUACUAUAAUCAGUAGGAACUACAUCUUCAACCUCUGUAGUAUCCUCAAUGUUUGCUGGAGGCGAUGGCAAAGGGCUUCUUCGAUGGUGAGCAAAGAUCUGCGAUGGCAAGGGAUGAGUUCUUCGAUGUUCUGCGAUGCAGGCAACGGCAAAGGGAUUCUUCAAUGGUUCUGCGAUGGAGGUUGGUGUAAAUGGGAUGGGGUGUGCGAUGGGGUGUGUCUGCAAGAGGAGAGAAUUUUCGGAGGGGUGUGGCUGGAUAUCAGAUGGGGUGGGGUUUGA
This is a messenger RNA of Prunus armeniaca (apricot), 2073 nucleotides long. The record is from the annotation of a GenBank genome assembly. NCBI's taxonomy places the organism in Eukaryota, Viridiplantae, Streptophyta, Magnoliopsida, Rosales, Rosaceae.